AUGGACAAGUGGAAAAACAUUUCGUUGUCAAAGGAAGAGGAAGAAGGGAUUACAGCUGAGGUUGAAGAAGUCUCUGGCGAGGAGGUUUUUCAACGCACCCUAGCGGUGAAGCUGUGGACAGAAAAUAGUUUCAACUCGAGAGCCUUCACAAACACAAUGAUUGGGGCCUGGAAGUUAAAACAUUUGGUGGAAUCCCAAGAGCUAAGCAGGAACCUAUUCUUGUUCAGGUUUGCGUCGAAGAGGGACUUGGAAGGGGUCCUGAGAAAUGGGCCAUGGAGCUUUGAUCGAAAUCUGCUAGUUUUGGCUCGUGUUUCUGGCGAGGAACAACCGUCAAACCUUAAUAUGCACUUUGGAGUUUUUUGGGUCAGGGUUUAUGAUCUACCCCUCAUGUUAAGAUCUGAAGCAAUGGCACGAAAGUUGGGAGGGAUUUUGGGCACUUUUGAAGAAAUGGAUCUAAGAGAAGCUCACCGCAAUGGGAGGUUUCUGCGCAUCAAGGUCUCUCUAGAUCUUAAACAACCCCUGAAAAGAGGAACUGUAAUGCAAUUCAAGGAGAAAAAUCUGCGUGUACAUUUCAAGUACGAAAGACUACCAACUUUUUGCUUCACAUGUGGUCGAGUAGGUCAUCAAUUGAAGGAUUGUGAGGCUGCUAGGGAUCUGAGUGAGGAGGGUUUUGAAGAGCUGGAGGAACAAGACUUGUCUUAUGGAGCUUGGCUGAGAGCUUCACCGUUGCCAAGGGUCCCAGAGGAGCCAAAGAAAAAGGAGACAAAUUCCAGUUCAUGUAGUAAAAGCUUGUUUAAUAUCUCCUCGGGUCAGAGCCACUAUGAAAUGAAAGGGAAGGGGAAAGAAGUGGAAGAAGGGGAGGUGGAGCAAAUUAAAGGCUAA
Vicia villosa (hairy vetch) is the source of this 882-nucleotide messenger RNA. RefSeq lists its product as uncharacterized. The record is from RefSeq and is a predicted model, not a curated record. The transcript has a single exon. Gene Ontology annotation, molecular function: zinc ion binding; nucleic acid binding. Bases 1 to 882 code for a protein of 293 amino acids. Lineage: Eukaryota; Viridiplantae; Streptophyta; Magnoliopsida; Fabales; Fabaceae.